CUGUCGCAAACAAAGCUCCGGACGUGAUAGAAUCCCACCCUGGUGUUGAAGGAGUUAUCGUUCACGUGGGCAUAUGAUUUCCCCAAGCAGAAAUCUGAACUCUUAAAACAGGACUUUGUCCAUCUGUUUAAUAUCCUCACUUCCCUAAAACGUAAGAUCCUCAUCUCCCGAACCAGUUCCCAGUUCCCUGGCUGCUCUCUGCCUGCUCUCUGCCCUUCUGCCGCUUGCGUUGUGCCUUUGGUGGACAGUUUGAAUAUCUUCUAGAAACGGGUGGAACUUUUCGGUCCAGAUUGUCUUCACCAUGGACCCAUCUGCUCGAACGUAACACACAGAAUUGCCCCUCAGCUGUAGUGACCGGAAACGACCGGCCCACCACCGAACGAUGUCCGUCAGGUCCCUCCCUGUCCCUGAUCUGAUUGGAUCCACAUCAAAUAUAGGUAUCUUAAUGUCAAGAGGAUAAAACGUUGGCUGGACCAUAAUGGCGUCUUACUUUGAAGAGCACGACUGUGAGCCGACCAACGCUGAGGAACAGUAUCGGCAGAACGCUCUACUUGAACUGGCCAGGUCUUUAAUGCAGGGCUUAGACUUACUUGACUCUGGAGCGUUCGACUCGUCAGACUGGGAUCAACGUCUCCCCCCCCCAGCUGCCAAGACCGCUGUUCAGACCCUCACCGUGGUCGUCAUUUCUCCAGAGCAAGCAGACAAAGCUCUGAAGUGUCCAGUUUGUUUGGUGGAGUUUGAGGAACAAGAAACAGUUCGAGAAAUGCCCUGCAAACACCUUUUCCACGCAAAAUGCAUACUGCCCUGGCUGGGCAAGACUAACUCCUGUCCGCUCUGUCGACUUGAAUUACCAACUGACAAUCCAGAGUAUGAAGAGUUUAAAAGAGACAAGGAGAGAAGGAAACAGAGGGAACACCGGCUGGAGGAUCUACACGGAGCCAUGUACACAUGACACCACUAUGCUGUGGUGCAAGUUUGUAGCACAGUAAUGUUUUACAGAAAAUUAUUAAAAAGAAAAAUUCAAUAACUUCAGGAAAAACACAAUGCUUCAUUCAUGCCAUUUCAUUACAUAUUUUGUAAUAUAAAUGCAUCUGGAAAAACAUCUGUUAGCUUUAUAUUUAUAUAUAUAUAUAUAUUAUAGAGUAAUGACAAAUAACAGGAAUGUCUGACACUUAUAUCUCCCAGCAGCAAAAUGUAAUAUAAAAUAUGAAUAAAUGGUUUGCAAAAAAGCUGCAAUGCCAACAGCACUGAGCUCAUUGUAAAUACAAUAUAAUAUUACAAAUAUGGAAAAAUAUAAAUAACUUGUCUCUGUAAUUUCCAGGUUCCAUGCAUUUGAAACGGCAUGAAGGCAGCAUAAGCAGUAACGUUGAACAUUUUAAAUGCUCUUUUCUCAUUAGUUAGAAUAAAUUCACUAUAAUAUUAACUAUAUUUUAAGAUGAUUUUAAACAUACAUUUAUUUAAACGCACAAAAAUGCUGUAUUUGUCUUACGAAUAUUAUCUAAACACAUAUGUUUAUCAAUCAAUCUAUAAAAAGAAUAAUAUGCAUUUCCAUACAUUGUGUCUUCAACAAGGACGGACUGAAAAAGAAGUCCAGAAUGAAGUAGCAGAGUUUGAGAUAUUCUAUACUCCAGUGUGGUUCAACUCCAGAACCCUCUCAUUGUGUUUCAUGUUAGAGCUUCUCUACCUGGUAAAAAACGGCUUUCUGUGAAUGUGUCGUGUUGUCACUGAAGGAGUUGUGCUGCUCGUGCUGACUAAGCACUUUCAUGUAUAAAACUGGUUCCUCUAGUCUAGACCUUGUCCCAUGAUGUUUGAGGGAUUCUCACUUCACUUCUGGCCAGCACACAGUCAUUUGGUAUGGAUGUGUUUUGAUGUUUCUCCAUAUUGGUACAUGUGUAUUAACACAAUACUGGACCUGCAGCACUGCUCCGAGUGUGAUAUUUAAUCAGCAGUGUGUAGAGCAUGUACAAAAGUCAGCCGUUCUUUAUGUCAUCUAAAGUUGUUUCUAUUUCUGAUUACAAAUAAACAC
Messenger RNA from Limanda limanda (common dab), 2026 nucleotides. RefSeq names its product ring finger protein 181 (gene rnf181). Gene Ontology annotation, biological process: protein ubiquitination. Gene Ontology annotation, molecular function: ubiquitin protein ligase activity. The transcript has 6 exons. The record is from RefSeq and is a predicted model, not a curated record. Gene Ontology annotation, cellular component: cytoplasm. The coding region runs from base 479 to 952 and encodes 157 amino acids. NCBI's taxonomy places the organism in Eukaryota, Metazoa, Chordata, Actinopteri, Pleuronectiformes, Pleuronectidae.